AUGCGGGCCCGGCUGCUGCGCGCCUGCCGCGAGGGCGUGAGGGCGGCGGGGCCGCCAUGGCGGGUCCUGUUCUUCGGCACCGACCGCUUCGCCGUGACCACCCUGCGAGCCCUGCGGGCCGCCGGGGAGCCCAGCGAGGACUCGCUCGUGUCCCGGCUGGAGGUGGUGACCCUGCCCUCCCGCCUGGCCCGGGACCUGCCCGUCAGGCGCUGUGCCAGGGAGCUCCAGCUGCCUGUGCACGAGUGGCCGCACACGGGACCCGCGGGGCAUUUUGAUGUGGGUGUGGUGGCAUCUUUUGGACGUCUUCUAAGCGAGGAGCUCAUUCUGCAGUUCCCAUAUGGGGUGCUGAAUGUCCAUCCCAGCUGUCUCCCACGAUGGCGUGGUCCUGCACCCAUAGUCCACACAGUGCUUCAUGGUGAUAAGGUGACUGGGGUGACAAUUAUGGAAAUAAGACCAAAAAGGUUUGAUGUAGGUCCAAUUAUUAAGCAAGAAGAGGUCGCUGUUCCUCCCCGCUGCACGGCACAGGAGCUGGAAGGGAUGUUGGCAAAGAUGGGGGCAAACAUGCUGUUAGCAGUUUUGAAGAACUUGCCCGAAAGUUUAAAAAAUAAAAAAGAGCAGCCAAAAGAAGGAGUAACAUUUGCUCCUAAAAUCUCUAUAGCGAAGAGUUGUAUAAAAUGGGAAGAGCAAAGAGCUGCACAAAUAAUUCAGCUGCAUCGUGCAAUAGGGAGUAUGUUUCCUUUGCAGACACUCUGGAAGGGUACUGCCAUUAAACUCCUGGAUUUUGUUGAAGUGGAUGAUAUCCCUGGUUUUUCUGAUCAAAUACAAAAUGACUGUGAAGUUGUUCCUGGUUCAGUGUUGUUCCAUAAAAUGUCCCAAACAUUGAUAGCUCGCUGCAAGGAAGGCUGGGUUGGAAUCAAAACAGUUGUUUUAAAGAAGAAGCUUACAGCAGUUGACUUCUACAAUGGAUAUAUGCACUCUUGGUUCCAGCAGAAUCCAAGAACAGUUCAUGGGGAAUGCAGAUUUCAAACACUCAAACUUAGCAUGGCAAAAAAGACUCUGAAAGAGAGGGGAAUAUUGGCACAGGAUAUAAAGCAAUAAAUGUAUUUUUUAAUGUCUGUAAGUUAAUAUAAAAUAUUUCAAAGCCCAACUAUAACAUUCAACUUAUUUAGGGUAUUUCUUCCCACAGUGUUUGAUCUUAUUGUCAUCUACAUGUUUUCAUGGUGGGUUCCUGAAGAUACUACUUCUCUUUUCCUGUUAAGGAAGAGAAUCUCCAUGAGUGCUGUAGAUAUUGAAUAAAUCCCUGUUUCCACUGUUGAGAAAUAAAUUUAUUUUUAUACAGUA
Melospiza melodia melodia is the source of this 1341-nucleotide messenger RNA. RefSeq names its product mitochondrial methionyl-tRNA formyltransferase (gene MTFMT). The coding region runs from base 1 to 1098 and encodes 365 amino acids. Gene Ontology annotation, molecular function: methionyl-tRNA formyltransferase activity. The record is from RefSeq and is a predicted model, not a curated record. Gene Ontology annotation, biological process: biosynthetic process; conversion of methionyl-tRNA to N-formyl-methionyl-tRNA. NCBI's taxonomy places the organism in Eukaryota, Metazoa, Chordata, Aves, Passeriformes, Passerellidae. Gene Ontology annotation, cellular component: mitochondrion. The transcript is spliced from 9 exons.